AUGCCUUCACCGACAGACCAGAAUCAUACAAAUCUUAACCCCUUAAAUAAAGAUUCUUCUGAUGCACCUAAAGAGGGUUCAAUCGAUGAUAAGACCACCGUAGAUGAUACGUGUGAUGUCACUCGUAACGAAUCCGAUGCGGGUGUGAGCACAGGUUCUUCCCCGUCGCAAGUGACUACGUCAUUUUUCUCUGAUGGAACCAUGCGUGUUACUACCGCUUCUUCCGCUCCUGCCGUUUCUUCAUCAAACGAUCCCCAAAAUUCUACUCCAAAUUCUACUACUCCUUCUGUUCAAAAAUCUCCUCAAAAAUCGACAAAACAAUCUUCCUCUAAUAGACCCGUUAGAAAAACGAGAGGUGCUCCUAAAACGAUCAACGUCGCUUCGAAUGCUCCGAAUUUGCCCGAUUCUUCGGUUGAUAAAAAGGAUUCUACUCCCGUUUCAUCCGCGAAUGUCUCGAAUCCUACUGCAUCUGCUACGCCUGCUCGAUCUUUACAACCAAUAAUACCCGCUUCCGGUUCAUCAUCCUUACAAGCCAAUUUUCCUCGUCGCGGUUUACCUCAAAAAGAUGUAACUCGUGCGAAUAUUGCUGAUCGUUAUUUAGAAUUUAUUCUUUAUUGUAAUCCUUCUGCUCCUUCCGAUUUGGAUGUAUCAUCUCUCCUCCGUUCUUUCAAUUCCGUUCCUAAAUCUGAUGGUAAAACUUUUGAUACUUGGGUUCUUUUUCAACUUGUCUCUAAACAUCAUUCGGGUGAGAUAAAGACUUGGACAAAAUUGGCUCAGCAGUUGGGUGUUGAACGUACUAACGAAUCAAGUCCUCAAAAAAUUCAACAAUAUGCUGUAAGACUAAAGCGUGUUAAAGCUACUAAUUAUUCUGAUGAUCUUAAUGACUCUAUGCAAAUUGAUGAUUCUGGUAAGCGAAAAAAGGUUAAUUCUCAGUUCAAUUCUCAAGAUAAAUUACCAAAACUUGGUAAACCGAAAAAUGGUCAUAUUCCAACUCCUGGUCCUUCACCUACUACAUUGCCAGACAUGAAGCUUCAUCAUAAUUCUAGCGAUACAAGUCAUUUUCGUGUCGUACCUUCUGGUGGUCCUGCUACUCAAUUACGAUGGCGAAGUAUUUCUGUUGGUGGUGGUCCUAUAUCUACUCAAUCUAAUGAUAUUGUAUCAUCUCAACAAUUCCCUUCCCCUGUUACAUCAACAACUUCACCUCCUCACAAAGGUAUUACCUCAAGACGAAAACACAACUCCGAUCCUUCCAAUUUAGGCUUCGAUAGUUUUCGACUUUCAAAUAAACGUGGUCAGCAAAAACUUGAUAGAUCACAAUCUCCGGGUGCCAAUUGGCCAUGGUCACCUCAAAAUAGUAAUCUAUCAAAUGGUAAUCCCGGUGGUCAAGAUAAUAGUAAUCCCGGUUUCUCUUUUUCUGAACUUCUCCUACCUCCUACUACUGUAUCAAGUGAUCCUAAAGAAACUAUCAGUCUAUUUCAAGAAAGAUUGGUUAAGGCUGUUGGAAUGUUGGAAGAUAGUCAACGUAAAAUUGAUAUGUUAGAAAAUGUUGUUCGCCAAAGAGAGGAUGAAGUUAGAAAAAGAGUUGUCAGACGUAUUAAAGAUGAUGUGGCAGGUGUACUUCAACGAUAUGAAUGA
This is a messenger RNA of Dentiscutata erythropus, 1635 nucleotides long. Lineage: Eukaryota; Fungi; Glomeromycota; Glomeromycetes; Diversisporales; Gigasporaceae. The record is from the annotation of a GenBank genome assembly.